AUGAAAGGCCAUAUAUCAUUGAUAAUUGAUACGAGCAACCAUCUAACUGACGUCGUUCCUAGACAGCACGCGAUCACAAGAACGUCCGAAAGACAUCUAGAGGAUGUUUUACGUCUUAAGAACGUCCGAAAGAAAUCCGAAGACUUCCAAACGUCUUCCAAACUUCGAAAUACUAGGUUGGAGACAUGGUCUCCGAAUACCCUUCGAGCUGCGGGAUUGUGCGAAGAUCAUUUUGUUGUGACGUCCUUUAAAAACCCACAAAAAAUAAAAUUGCGUAGAGAUGCUGUACCAAUUCCGUACGACAAAGAUGCCUCUUCUGCACAUAAAGAUAAUAUAGAAAUAAGAGAGGUACAAAGGGACGUUGCAGAAUUAUCUUUACCCAAUCACCAAAAUAUUAUAUUAGAAAAAGAAGAACUUCAACAGUCUGCAGUACGAACAUAUGGAUCUGGAACUGUACUUUUCGACAUUACUGCAGAAGAGGAAGAUGUCAUGGAAUGGAUGCAUUUGGAACCAGAACCACACACACGUGAGAAUGUGAAACGAUAUGUAGCACGACGAUGUAUUGAAAAAAAUGAUUGUAACUAUUGUCGUCAAAUAAUGUUAAAAACACCAAUGGAAGACGUAACAGCUAAUGAAAAAUAUAUCGAAUAUCGGGAAUAUCCUAAUGCAGACGAAGAUGCGCCGAUAGUCACGAAAUUAGUUCGACCAACAAAUCUUUUUAUAAAUAUCAUUAAAACACAGUUAAUGACUUUUAAUCGUUCGUGGCAACAUCAUUGGGCAUCCACACAACUUCUUGAAAAGAUGAUAAAUGAAG
This is a messenger RNA of Harpegnathos saltator (Jerdon's jumping ant), 814 nucleotides long. RefSeq lists its product as uncharacterized. The transcript has 3 exons. Lineage: Eukaryota; Metazoa; Arthropoda; Insecta; Hymenoptera; Formicidae. The annotation marks the transcript as partial. The record is from RefSeq and is a predicted model, not a curated record.